ACAUUUUCGUGUCCAUGAGAGAAGAGACACAAAAGCAGAGGCCGUAGGUGAGCAGAAGAAGCAGAGAGCAGCCUGAUACAAAUUUUGUUCGCAAAAUGGCUUCGUUGUGCAGACGAAUGGUUUUCCAAGCAAUUCGUCGUCCGCUUCACUGUAGCGCAGUGAGAGUUCAAAGAAAAACGCUUCCGGACCCUCUGGAAUUGGCAACUGGUAUAGAAAAGCGAGAGCUUCUAGCUAUUCAAGCCGGCAACGAUGAUCCCUUCAACCUGAAAACGAUCAAGCAUGGCACUGGCACAAAAGAUGACCCGAAUCUGGUACCGAGUGCCUUCGAAAGUCGACUUAUCGGCUGUGUUUGCGAGGAAGAUGCAACGUCCAUCACCUGGAUGUGGCUUCAUUCAGGUUGCCCUAGGCGCUGCGAGUGCGGCCAAUGGUUUAAAUUGAUCAAGAAACCUCCUGUCUAAGAAAAACACUGUUAAACGCCCCACGAGCUAGUCGAUUGUUUGGAACAGUUGAAUAGAAAUAAUUUUACAAUAACGCGAACGUCGAGACUCGAGAAAGAAAAGAAGAUAAACAAGAUAGAAACAAAAAGGGGAACGAAGUGGAAAGUGAUGCCGGUUUCAAUUGAAUAACAUCUAAACAUUAAAUUCCCCUGUUUGAAUCCUUUUGUUAUUAUUCACUGUUGCACUAGCAGAUAAAUUCUCGGUUUCAGAUACUUCUGCAUCAAUGUAAAUACUAUACGCUGUUUCCUUAAAUUUAAAAUAAACAGGAAAAAAAGCAACAACUAAGUUGGAACAAAUUCACGCAUCCGGUAAAUCAAAAAAAUAAAAAGUUAUUGGAAAUCA
Venturia canescens is the source of this 839-nucleotide messenger RNA. Its product is annotated as cytochrome c oxidase subunit 5B, mitochondrial-like. NCBI's taxonomy places the organism in Eukaryota, Metazoa, Arthropoda, Insecta, Hymenoptera, Ichneumonidae. Gene Ontology annotation, biological process: mitochondrial electron transport, cytochrome c to oxygen. The transcript has 3 exons. Gene Ontology annotation, cellular component: mitochondrial envelope. The record is from RefSeq and is a predicted model, not a curated record. The coding region runs from base 96 to 458 and encodes 120 amino acids.